AUGCUCUUCACCAAGGUCCUCCUCGCUCUCCCCUUCAUUGGCGCCGCUUUUGCUGCCCCAGGCAUCCACGCCAUCCACUCCAUCCACGCACCCGUCAUCCCGCGUGACUUGGACGUCCUGAGCGUGGUCGCGGACCUGAAGGCAUCGGUCGCCGCAUCGGUCGGCGAUAUCACCCUCGUCUCCACCCAGGUCGAGGUCGAGGCCGCCCUCGUCGCCGUCAUCGGCGCGUUCGACACCUGCCACUCCGCCUUCGACCUCGGUGCCGCUGUAGGUAUCGCUGCUGGUGCCUCCGUGGACGUCGAGCUGCUCAAGUCCAAGUUCGACGCUCUCCCCGAGAUCAAGCAUGAAGUCGCUCAGAUCCUCGCCGAGACGAUCCAGCUCGUAGACGGUCUUAUUGUCCUCAUCUCCGCCGACAUCAAGGCUAUCGCUGCCAUCGACGACCUCCUCCACAAGCUCUCACCUACCAUCGAGACCCUCCUCAUCUCCGUCGAGGUCAUCCUCGUCGGCGUAACCGCUCUCGUCGCCGAGGUGCUCGUCACACUCGGUGUGGUCCUCAGUCCCCUCCUCUCGGGCGUCAACUGCCUCCUUGGCGGUCUGCUUGCUGGCAUCAUCGGCCACGGCCACUGCUAA
This is a messenger RNA of Dioszegia hungarica, 630 nucleotides long. RefSeq lists its product as uncharacterized. The record is from RefSeq and is a predicted model, not a curated record. The coding region runs from base 1 to 630 and encodes 209 amino acids. The transcript is spliced from 5 exons. Lineage: Eukaryota; Fungi; Basidiomycota; Tremellomycetes; Tremellales; Bulleribasidiaceae.